CAUUUUUUAGGCCAGGUGCAGUCAGCAAUCCUUUUUGUUUUUUAUUUUAUGCUUAUAUUUUUAAAGCUCGGUGUGGGUGCAUGAGUGAUGGAGCACGUUGUUCCACGUCCACUAUAUAUUUCGUGGCCAAGCUAGUCAUUUGACGUGAAUUGCAUUGUACUUGCACAUUUAUCAGCAUGCUUAUGAAUGCAAAACGCAUGCUCUGCUUCUUCCCUAGGUACAAAAAGGAGUGGCUGUAUGAUUGCUUACUUCUUAAGGUAAAGUCAACAGCUGUUUACACUUUCCUACAAGAAAACGGCUUUCUUCCCCUUCCCACCCCUCGCACUCUGUAUGGCUACCUGAAAAGCCUCAAGGCCGAUUUUGGUUUUGAUGCAAGCUUAUUUGCUGUCUUGCGAGAAAAACUGCAAGGAGUUCCUGAAAGGGAACGCCGAGGUGUACUCAUGUUUGACGAAAUGAGUGUGCGGAAGAGUGUUCACGUCAGAGAAUCUGACAUGUCCCUUUUGGGGAAGGUGGAUUUUUCUGAGCACACGAGACCAGCUGACCGUGAAAAGGAUGGCGACCAUGUGCUCGUGUUUUUGUUCCGGCCCUUUCUUGGUGGCUGGUCCCAGACAGUGGGCAGUUUCUGUGCAUCUGGUGCUACACCGGGCUCAAUAGUGGCAAAAUUGCUGCUUCAGUGCAUUGUGCACCUCUCGAAUGCUGGUGUUGUGGUGGAUGCCGUCACAUGUGACAAUUCUACAUCAAAUCAGUCAGCUCUCAGGUCAUUGGGUAUCAGCGGCGACAUAAACAAUACCAAGAACACGUUUCAACACCCGUGUGCUCCGUCAAGACUUGUUUACGUGGUGAUAGACCCUCCACAUGUAUUCAAGUGCAUUCGGAACAAUUUACUAAAGGUUGGGAAGUUUCUGCUACCCCAAAGCCAAGAGGCUUUUCACUGCCACUAUUCUGCCCUACUAGAGUAUGAAGAGGAGCAGGCUGGGCUUCGCGCAGUGCCGAAGCUGACUAAAGCGCACAUUUUCCCUAAUGCAUUUCAAAAAAUGAGUGUGCGGCUUGCUGUCCAGUUGUUUAGUGAAAGCACUGCUGCAGCCAUGAAGUUUUAUAGCAAGCAAGAGGCAUGCAAGAACCUUCAUCACUCAACAGCAACGUCAGACUUCACACGACGCAUGAACAAGCUGUUUGAUAGCCUUAAUUCUCGCAGGCCAGAGCAUGUAAAAUACAAUGAGGCCGAACACAUCACUACACUGAAGGAGAAUAUAGCUUGGCUGGACGAUUGGCAGAGGUAUAUUGAGUCGUUGCCUGUGCAGAGGCGAGCGUGUUUUCUGAGCAAGCCAACGUGUGCAGCCCUUAGAGUAACGCUGCGCAGCACAGUAGCACUGGUCGAGAGCCUCCUGAGCUCUGGUUUCCGCUACGUGCUCGUAGGAAACUUUGGACAAGAUCCCUUAGAGCGAUUCUUUGGGAUAGUGAGGCACGUUGCUGGCGAUGGAGGGCAGCCUACCGUCCAACACUUCCUAUUCAUCUAUCGUAUGCUGUCGGUGAAUAACUUGGUGCGACCACCCAAACGUGCUUCUGUUGAUGGUGAUGGGCCUCAACUUCUCCUGAAGCUUCAGGGCCUCUUCGAAAAGGAAAAGCCUUCUAAUAGUCAGGUUGAUACCCUGGCAGUCCUCUUCGAUGACGUUUUAUUGGAGCCACCAGACAACAUUCAGGGUGCCUCUGCUUCCAGCCAAGUGCUCUCUCCCAAAGAAUGCAUCCUGGACUACUUGGCAGGAUAUGUGACAAAAAAGUUCCUGACAAUGAGCUGCCUUAGCUGUGUAGAAACACUGAAGGGCUCAUCUCGGCAAGCAAGCGAAUUAAUACUUGCCAAGUCAAGAGGUUUCCUUCAGGUGCCGUCAUACCGACUGCUUAGUCUCCUGAAGAUUGUGGAGAGCUACGUUGAAGAACUCACAGUUAAUAGAGUGGCUUGUGCGGACGUGUACAUGAACAUUGUAGAGAGAGUACUGCUCGAUAACCAGACUUCAGCAGCUGCUGUAGGUUGUGGCUCCCAUUAUGUAAGCACCACGGCAGAAGUUGUGCAUUUUUUCCUAAGGUGCCGUCUGCACUUUUUCACGAGGGAGAAGAACAAACUUGCACGGGCAAGUAAGCGCGCAACGUGCCCAGCCGGUGGAGGCAAGAAAGUGAUGUGCUGAAUUUCUUCUUCAACGGCUUCAGCCAUACCGCCAUACAAACAAGCUGCAGUUUUCUUUUCACUGCUGUUUUCUGUAUUUGAUACGUAAUUGUAAAGAAAUGCAUUCCUUUUUUUCAUUCAUUAAAAUG
Molecule: messenger RNA, 2307 nt
Organism: Dermacentor silvarum
Lineage: Eukaryota; Metazoa; Arthropoda; Arachnida; Ixodida; Ixodidae
Exons: 8
Coding region: 177-2180 (667 amino acids)
Source: RefSeq, a predicted model, not a curated record